Pistacia vera is the source of this 3115-nucleotide messenger RNA. RefSeq lists its product as uncharacterized. Lineage: Eukaryota; Viridiplantae; Streptophyta; Magnoliopsida; Sapindales; Anacardiaceae. The record is from RefSeq and is a predicted model, not a curated record. Gene Ontology annotation, cellular component: nucleus. Gene Ontology annotation, biological process: DNA-templated transcription. The coding region runs from base 224 to 3115 and encodes 963 amino acids. The transcript is spliced from 5 exons.
AAAAAAAUAAAAUAAAAUAAAAGCAACCGAAACGCGCUCCAUUGAGGUGCCACUCUCUUAAUCUGUUCAGAACAAAAACACUACUUUCUCAGAGAGUCAGAUCAAGUUUCUGUAACUGACGAAUACCCGAUUUCAAAAACAAAAACAAAAACCUAGGUUUCAACUUCAGUUCAAUUUCACUCUGCCUAUUGAUUCUUUGUGAGAUACGCUUCCGGAUGCACUUAUGGAGAACAAGAUACUGCCACCUCCUUCAGGCACUGGUAUAAAUUUUCUGGAUAAGUCAUCAAGAAAGAGGAAGCUAAUAGCUGCUGAUGAAUGGGGAACUGUUUCUGAUAUUGAUUUGGAGCAUGGUUUUUCAAAAAAAGCCAACCUACUUCAUAAAACAAAUUCACUUUCUGGUCAAAGAAACCCACAUGGAUUGCUUUUAGAUUCUAAAUCUGAGGCUGUUUCUUCUGGACAUCAAACUGUGAAAGAUCAAUAUCACUCUUGGAAUAGCAUUCUUCCAACUUUGCAAAGUAAUAAAAGGAACCCCUAUGGAACUGAAGCUCAGAAAAUAAACAGUUUUUCUACAAGUACACUUUCCAAGUCUUUCCAUUAUGUAGGAUCCUUGCCUCUGAAUAAGAUGCCAGAUGGCAAGACCAUCCCUGUGUCAAAUGGGCCUUCCCAGACGUAUAAUUUGUUCAGUCAAGAAGAGACGCUUUUAUUGCCACGUAUUCUGGAAUUCAGUGGUAAACAAGUAGGACAAACCCAAGUUGGUCCUAGUGUGCAAGAUAUAAUGAGCUUUGGUUGCAAAUAUGAUGUUGCUGAUAAUCAGUCAACGGAAGUGCAAAAUUCAUCUUCUGAAAGUUUGAGACCAUCAAACCUUUUGCACCAGAGUUUCCAUGAUGAGCGCUCUGUAGAUUUGGAAGGAAAAACAUGUAUACUAGAAACCAGGAACUAUAAAACUUAUUCUGCUUUGAAACAAAAUGAUCCGAAACUUGACACUGCUGAAUCUUCUGUUGCAACAGUCUCUUCUGGGUUUUGUGCUCAAGGGGAGCACGCUGAAAAUGAUAGAUCAUUGCAAUACAAAACACCAGUUCACAUUGAUACCCUAGGUUGUGUAAGUAAUAAUUCAAGAGAAGAUGAUCAAAGUCACAGAGAUGGCAGUAUCCAAAUGAAGAAGGAAACAAAAAUAUCACGUUCUAAUAGUUCCUUGGUGGAGAAGAUUUCACUGAACACCGGUGGUAAUCCUAACGAUGUUGUUCUAAGGAAUGAUUUGAGAAGUGACAAUAGCCAUUCUUCUUCUAAAUUGUCAAAUGAAAAAAACAUAUUGCUUGCUGGAAAGUUAGCUUCAACAAUUGCUGGGAAGUUCUGGGAUGGGUCUCUUCAGCUAAAUUCUUCUGUAUCUGUGUCUGCUGUUGCCUUCUUUAAAAGUGGUGAGAAGAUGCUUGAUAUCAAUUGGCCUGAAACUAUAGAAGUCAAAGGAAAAGUCAGAUUAGACAUUUUUGAAAGAUAUAUAAAAGAUCUCUCUCGUUCACGCAAUCGAGGGUUAAUGGUAAUCUCACUUUGCUGGAAAGAAGGCUCUUCAAAAUCUGGACUGGUAGGCAUGAAAAAGGUUGCAAAAGGCUACAAAGAUGGGAAGAGGGUUGGGUUCGUGAAAUUAUCACCAGGUAUUGAUCUUUAUGUUUACCCUCAUAGUGACAGCAUAAUCACAAUACUUGCAAAGCAUGGUUUCUUCAAGGGCAUGGCUGCUGUUGUAGACAACCAAGACUCUUUGAUUGGUUGUGUUGUAUGGCGAAGAAAUAUAGCAUCUGCUAAUUCUGCUGCAAAGAAAUCUGACGGAAAGAUUUGUUCCUCAUCAGGACACCUUCUCAACUCUUCAUCAAACUCUUCUAGGAAAAUAUCCAUAAGAAAAGAUUUGUGUUGUAAACAAUCAACUCAGGAUCCCAUUCCAGUUGCAUCAGAAACUAAGAGCACCACUCAUGAGAGUGCAGGAAACUGUGGAAAUGGAGGCAAACAUCAAAAGACAAGUGAAGUUGAACUUGAAUUGCAUAAUUCUUCUGCCAGUGCUAAUCUGUCUCUGACACCUUCAGUUCUGAAUCCUGAAUCAUUUUUGCAAUCCAAAGGUUCUAAGGAAUCUGCCUCUCUCCAGAGCUCAGUGGCACAGCCUGAAGUUGAAACACCACUUAUACAACACAAGUCAAGCAUAGAAGAGAGACCCGAACCAGUUUUGGAACUUCAGAAACCUGUUUUGUCUCUCUCAUCUAAGUUCGCAAUGCAACCUAUACGUACUCUUGACAAUGAUGACCUUCCUGAAUUUGACUUUAGAACUGAAUGUGGCAUAUCUCAUCCAAUGAGCAAACCUUUGGAUUCUGUGACUGUUGAGAAGAAACUUCCAGCUGAAGGAUUAAGGAAAAUGGAUUGGUCGUUGCAGCCGGCCAUGUCAAUGGUAAAGUCACUAUCAGCUUUCAAACAACCAAGAUUGGAAAUUUUCAAUCUUCCUAGGCUUCCACUGGAUGCCAUUCAGAGAAUGCCUCUGCUGAAGGAAGUUUCUGUAAAUGGAGAAAAACAAAACACUCAAAGCAGAUGUAUUAUGCAACCAGUUAGUGCAACUGCAUCAAAGAAUCUUUUCAAUGAUGAUGACGACGACGACGACGACAUGCCUGAAUGGUGCCCACCAAAUGUGGAGCUUCACAAACGAUCAGUAGCACCAAAUGCAGAGCUUCGCAAACGAUCAGUACCACAGCCCACAACUUUGGUCCACUCAGAAGUACCUAACUCAGCAUUUCAAAGUUCCUCUGCAAGCUAUCCAAGUCGGGUUGAGCUUCGCAAACAAUCAGUACCACAGCCCACGACUUUGGUCCACUCAGAAGUUCCUAACUUAGCAUUUCAAAGUUCUUCUGCAAGCUAUCCAAGUCGGGUUGAUUAUCCUACUUUUACCCAACCAUUCCCUCAAGCAUUCCCUCGAGGUAAUCAUUGCUCCAUAAACAUUACUAUGAAACUGAUGCAGCCAAGAUCCACUGAAACGUUUGUACCAAGGGGCUUCAAUGCAAAUCCUGCUUUGAGGCCACCUCCCAACGUAUUUUCUGUCUAUCAUCCCGUCCACCCAACAGGAUGGAGAGGUUGGAGGCCAUGA